GCUCCCGGUUUCUCCCUCGAUUCAGUGCGGGCGAGAGCGCUGCUAAACAUGGCGUCGGAAGGGAUGAUUUUAACAAACCACGACCAUCAAAUACGAGUCGGAGUUCUGACGGUGAGUGACAGCUGCUUCAGGAACCUCGCCGAGGACCGCAGCGGAAUCAACCUCAAAGACCUCGUUCACGACCCCUCCCUGCUGGGGGGGAUGAUCUCCGCCUACAAAAUCGUCCCCGACGAGAUUGAUGAGAUCAAGGAGACUCUGGUGGACUGGUGCGACGAGAAGGAGCUGAACCUUAUCCUGACCACCGGGGGCACCGGCUUCGCCCCCCGCGAUGUCACUCCCGAGGCUACGAGGGAGGUGAUCGAGCGGGAGGCUCCUGGGAUGGCGCUUGCUAUGCUGAUGGGGUCCCUCAACGUCACCCCUCUGGGCAUGCUGUCCAGGCCAGUUUGUGGAAUCAGAGGAAAAACUCUCAUCAUUAAUUUACCUGGCAGCAAGAAGGGCUCUCAGGAGUGUUUCCACUUCAUCCUGCCGGCGCUGCCCCACGCCAUCGACCUGCUGAGGGACGCCGUUGUCAAGGUGAAGGAGGUGCAUGACGAGCUGGAGGACCUGCCCUCGCCCCCGCCGCCCCUCUCCCCGCCCCCCGCCUCCGGCCCCCACAAGCAGACGGAGGACAAGGGCGUGCAGUGCGAGGAGGAGGACGAGGAGAAGAAGGACAGUGGCGUGGCGUCCACCGAGGACAGCGCCUCCUCCCACAUCACUGCCGCCGCCAUCGCUGCCAAGAAGGGGAAGCCGCUCCGUAACCACGCCGCCGUCCUGGCGAGACACGGGCAGCCCAUCCCCGGUCUCAUCCCCCCCUCAUCCCGUCAGUCUGCCAGCAGCCCCGGGGACCAGCCGAUUCCAGACUCCAUCAUUUCGCGGGGGGUCCAGGUUCUUCCGCGGGACACGGCCUCUCUCAGCACCACGCCCUCGGAGUCGCCCCGCGCCCAGGCCACCUCCCGCCUGUCCACCGCCUCCUGCCCCACGCCCAAAGCCCGGCUCCCCUCCUGCUCAUCCACCUAUAGUGUAUCCGAGGCCUCACGGAGAGAGUUCAGGGCUCACCUGGAUGAGGUCAUCACGCUCAAGUCAAGGUACUCUACCUUGGACCAGCUCCACUAUAGGUUGGAGGGGCUUAAAGAUGAUCGCAGGACGCAUAGGACCUUCGACUCGAGAGUGCAGUCACGCUGCAGUAGCAAAGAGAACAUCCUGAGAGCCAGUCACAGCGCUGUGGACAUCACAAAGGUGGCCCGAAGGCACCGCAUGUCCCCCUUCCCCCUCACCUCCAUGGACAAGGCCUUCAUCACUGUGCUGGAGAUGACCCAUGUCCUGGGCACAGAAAUAAUCAACUACAGAGGAACAAAGACAGAGAAGCGAAUCAGUGCCAAUGCCUCACUCGUGCACUGGCAUCACACAGAUGGGAUGGGGAGAGUCCUGGCCCAGGAUGUCUAUGCCAAAGACAACCUGCCCCCGUUCCCUGCCUCUGUGAAGGACGGCUAUGCCGUCAGAGCGGCCGACGGCCCGGGAGAUCGCUUCAUCAUUGGGGAGUCGCAGGCCGGAGAGCAGCCCACCCACACGGUGAUGCCAGGGCAGGUGAUGCGGGUGACGACAGGAGCCCCCAUCCCCUGCGGAGCCGACGCCGUCGUGCAGGUGGAGGACACCGAGCUGCUACGCGAGUCUGAGGACGGCACAGAGGAGCUGGAGGUUCGGAUCCUUGUGCAAGCGCGUCCGGGCCAGGACAUCAGACCCAUUGGGCAUGAUAUCAAGCGUGGAGAGUGUGUUCUGGCCAAGGGCACCCACAUGGGCCCCUCUGAGAUCGGGCUGCUGGCCACAGUGGGCGUCACCGAGGUGGAGGUGCAGAAGUUCCCUGUGGUGGCGGUGAUGUCCACCGGGAAUGAGCUGUUGAACCCGGAGGAUGACCUGCACCCAGGGAAGAUCCGGGACAGCAACCGCUCCACGCUGCUGGCCACCAUCCAGGAACACGGCUACCCCACCAUCAACUUGGGCAUCGUCGGAGACAAUCCGGACGACCUCCUCAACGCCCUGAAUGAAGGGAUCAGCCGCGCCGAUGUCAUCAUCACCUCUGGGGGCGUGUCCAUGGGCGAGAAGGACUACCUGAAGCAAGUGCUGGACAUCGACCUCCAUGCUCAAAUUCACUUUGGGAGAGUCUUCAUGAAACCUGGACUCCCCACAACGUUUGCCACCUUAGACAUUGACGGUGCCCGAAAACUCAUUUUUGCACUGCCAGGUAACCCUGUGUCGGCCGUCGUCACCUGUAACCUCUUCGUGAUCCCUGCUCUGAGGAAGAUGCAGGGAAUCUUGGACCCCCGUCCCACCAUCAUCAAAGCCAGGCUGUCCUGUGACGUGAAGCUGGACCCACGCCCAGAGUACCACCGCUGCAUCCUGACCUGGCACCACCAGGAGCCGCUGCCCUGGGCCCAGAGCACAGGGAACCAGAUGAGCAGUCGGUUGAUGAGUAUGCGCAGUGCCAACGGGCUCCUGAUGUUACCUCCCAAAACAGAGCAAUACGUGGAGCUGCACAAAGGCGAAGUUGUGGAUGUUAUGGUCAUCGGACGGCUAUGAUGUCAUCUUAACGGGACGCACAGAAAGGUGGAGGGAGGGAGAAAGCAAGCGAGUGGUUUCCGGUGCAUGUCCACAUAUCAUUACUAUUCCGUAAUAUGCAACG
Messenger RNA from Megalops cyprinoides (Indo-Pacific tarpon), 2716 nucleotides. RefSeq names its product gephyrin a (gene gphna). The transcript is spliced from 27 exons. NCBI's taxonomy places the organism in Eukaryota, Metazoa, Chordata, Actinopteri, Elopiformes, Megalopidae. Gene Ontology annotation, molecular function: molybdopterin molybdotransferase activity. Gene Ontology annotation, cellular component: cytosol; postsynaptic membrane; cytoplasm. The record is from RefSeq and is a predicted model, not a curated record. Gene Ontology annotation, biological process: glycine receptor clustering; gamma-aminobutyric acid receptor clustering; establishment of synaptic specificity at neuromuscular junction. The coding region runs from base 49 to 2613 and encodes 854 amino acids.